Messenger RNA from Penaeus indicus, 2094 nucleotides. RefSeq names its product mucin-4-like. Lineage: Eukaryota; Metazoa; Arthropoda; Malacostraca; Decapoda; Penaeidae. The transcript is spliced from 3 exons. The annotation marks the transcript as partial. The record is from RefSeq and is a predicted model, not a curated record.
GUGUGCUGCUACAAAAAAUGCAAGAAGAAGGAUAAAAAUUGUGAUGGUUUUUGUGUAAAGACCAAAAAGGAAUGCAAGGGCGGUAUAUUCACAGAAGGUGCCUGUAGUCGCGGGUGUUCUUGCUGUACACCCCAGUGCAAGCCGAAGCGCAAAUGCAAAGAUGGCUAUUGCGUUCUCAAGAAGAAGGACUGCACAGCACCAUUUUGCCAAACGGCUGUAAAAAGAAGCCCAAGGGGAAGGUGUUUCUGCUGCGUUCCAACCACGUCCACUACCACAACUACCACCGCCACUACCUCCACGACUGUAAAAACUACUACCACUACAGUAAAAGGAACUACCACUACACCAUCAGGAACUACCACUACACCAUCAGGAACUACCACUACACCAGCAGGAACUACCACUACACCAGCAGGAACUACCACUACACCAGCAGGAAAUACCACUACAACCGGCAGGAAAUACCACAACACCGGCAGGAAAUACAACUACACCAGCAGGAAAUACAACUACACCAGCAGGAAAUACAACUACACCAGCAGGAAAUACCACAACACCGGCAGGAAACAACUACACCAGCAGGAAAUACAACUACACCAGCAGGAAAUACCACAACACCAGCAGGAAAUACAACUACACCGGCAGGAAAUACCACUACACCGGCAGGAAAUACCACUACACCAGCAGGAAAUACCACUACACCGGCAGGAAAUACAACUACACCGGCAGGAAAUACCACUACACCGGCAGGAAAUACAACUACACCGGCAGGAAAUACCACAACACCAGCAGGAAAUACAACUACACCGGCAGGAAAUACAACUACACCGGCAGGAAAUACCACAACACCGGCAGGAAAUACCACUACGCCAGCAGGAAAUACCACUACACCGGCAGGAAAUACCACUACACCGGCAGGAAAUACCACUACACCGGCAGGAAAUACCACUACACCAGCAGGAAAUACAACAAGCAACAGCAUCCUCCCUGCUUUGAAUGCACGAGUCGCAUCUCUUCUUGACCUCCAGAGAAGUAUUGUUAAUGUAUCAAAAGAGAUGCAGACGUCACUAGAUAUUGUUAACAAUAUCAGCACAACAGUCAAUACCAGGAGACAUCGGCGAAACGUCGGCAUCCUCACAGCCCUGACCUCGCUCCUGGUCCAAGUCGAAGAGGCCACAAACCGCAACGACUCAGCGAACCUGACGGCCCUCGCGCAGGCAAUAAAAAUCCAGAGAAGUGACCUGGAGACGCUCGCCGCUAAUGUCCGGACAAACUCCAGCCUUGCCACUGAAAUAAAGGGCAGCGUUGCGACUACAAUCCAGAAAUUCCAGACAACAACAGCUUUAUUAAGGGAGAAGGAUAACCAGAUAAAGAGCGAGGUUGAUAUUCUGCAGCAACAGAUUUCGCAGCAGGGAGGAUCCACGGUCCUCGUCUCAACAGCCAACAUUCCGCUUGUGACAACAGCCAUGACCACGUCCACAAUCUCUUCCACAAAUAUCACCGCCAACUCCACGACUACACCGGCAGGAAAUACAACUACACCGGCAGGAAAUACCACUACACCGGCAGGAAAUACCACUACACCAGCAGGAAAUACAACAAGCAACAGCAUCCUCCCUGCUUUGAAUGCACGAGUCGCAUCUCUUCUUGACCUCCAGAGAAGUAUUGUUAAUGUAUCAAAAGAGAUGCAGACGUCACUAGAUAUUGUUAACAAUAUCAGCACAACAGUCAAUACCAGGAGACAUCGGCGAAACGUCGGCAUCCUCACAGCCCUGACCUCGCUGCUGGUCCAAGUCGAAGAGGCCACAAACCGCAACGACUCAGCGAACCUGACGGCCCUCGCGCAGGCAAUAAAAAUCCAGAGAAGUGACCUGGAGACGCUCGCCGCUAAUGUCCGGACAAACUCCAGCCUUGCCACUGAAAUAAAGGGCAGCGUUGCGACUACAAUCCAGAAAUUCCAGACAACAACAGCUUUAUUAGGGGAGAAGGAUAACCAGAUAAAGAGCGAGGUUGAUAUUCUGCAACAACAGAUUUCGCAGCAGGGAGGAUCCACGGUCCUCGUCUCAACAGCCAACAUUCAGGUUGUGACAGCAG